Molecule: messenger RNA, 7114 nt
Organism: Bactrocera oleae (olive fruit fly)
Lineage: Eukaryota; Metazoa; Arthropoda; Insecta; Diptera; Tephritidae
Source: RefSeq, a predicted model, not a curated record
GUAUCAUCUAAUCUCAAUUAGACCAAAUUCAAAAUAUAUUGCUGAGAAAUAUUAAAUACAGUUCAUAAGUACUUCAAAAAUAUGUUUUCUCCUGACUUUUGAAUAAUAAAGUGAUUAAAUUAGGCGAGACAGUACAUCAUAUUGAAUGCCCCAUCUAUUUACAAAUAACUUAGUAGAGCCACUGCCGUUCUUAGAAAUUUAUUAGGCAUGAUUUGCAAUUCUUAACAUAAAGUUCCGUAGAACCAAGCUUAAACCGCCGAAUCUAAUUGGAUUGUAGACAAAACCAUAACGCAUUGGGUUACUUAUUUAAAUUCCAGAUGCGACUCGCUUCAAAAUGCAAGAAAAGUGAUAAAGAGCUGUAUAUCAGCUCGGCAAGUUAUUUCUACGCUAUAAAUACGUUUUUCGCAUUCAAAAAAGAGAACAAAAAACGAAAGUGAAAAUAUAAGAAUUUAUGAAUUUUUAAGUUAACUGUUAGAAAAUAAUGUGGAGCUUCUUAAAAUUUACUGACGAUAUACUUUUCAAUUUGCUAUGGUUUUUCCUGCAGGAUAUGCAUUAUUGUUUAAUUUGUAUGACAAAUGCAUUGAAUUGUUUACUUAAUAUUCAUUAGAAAGGUUUAAAACGAAUAAAUAGCAUUUGAGUAGCCUAGAUAAUAGAAGCAUAUUUCAUACGCCGUUCUUUGAACAACAAAUCUAUAACAAUAUUAAAUCUUAAAUUAUAUCGUGGAAACUGCGGGCUGUCUGAUAAAGUUGAUAACUGCUUACUCUGUUGCAAAAGAAUCUUUGUUUAUUGUUCGACCUGAUCUUCUGUUACUACCUUUUGGAAAAAUUUUCAUAUUAAGCGAUCAAUGUAGUGCCCUAAUAGUUUAAAGUACCAAUAGAAUUGCUGACGGAUUUGUAGCAAAAGGUUUAACUUUUUCUGUCCAAUGACCAACAUGAUCGGAAUAUUUAUUAUACUAUAUUUAGCUUCGUUGAAGAUCUGAGCCCAUUAAUCACGGAGUUGCAAUUGAGUAAUUAAUUGUUGUUGUAGCGAGUGCCAAACCCCUGUUUGGAGGAAAGUCAAGUCAAUCUACCUAACUGCGUUCAGCAACCAUAUUUUGGCUGCGUAACUAAUGAACGACAACAACGUUUCUUUCUCCUUACCCCAGUUGGAAAGCGAACCAAGGAUCUUGUUGCGGCUCUGUACUUUGGUAAUUAUAGCGGUCGUAUGCGGAGUGAAGGUGUACAAAAUAUUAACCGCAACUCCCAAGAUUUAGAGAUAGUUCGCUGUCGUGAUUUUAACGUCAUCGACAAAAAUGUUCAGAUCUAGUCUGCAUUCUUUCGCCCAGUUGGUGAAUAGGAUGGCUUUGGAUUUAGUAGGCGAGAGUUUUAAACUCCUUGCGGUGAAGAAGCGUUCACUUCUAACCCUGUUUGAAUCAAAGAAUGCGAUCGUCAGAAUGCAAACUGCAUGGGAACAUUUAAGAGCCAUCUGGACGAAGUUAAAUUUUAUAGCCAAAUUAAAUGUUUAAAAGGACUAAAAACAUAAUUUUUAGUGGCAUCCAGAUCCAUUAAUAAUUGUUAUAUAAAUUCUUCAAAAUUUUGUUUAUAUUAAAUUUUUUAAAGUAAAAGAAACUAACAACCAUACGUUUUGUAUUUGACACUUCUAUCUUUGACGUAAUCGUCUGUUUGUUUACUUUACAGGAGUAACAUCCCUGUCAGUGCUCUGUGGUGUACGUGCUUUGUAAUAAUUACAUGAAUAUUUAAUUGCUAUAGUAAAUAAUAUUUGGUUAUAUACAAGUAUGUAGGUUUGCAAAUGUAUGUACAUACAUAUGUAUAUAAAUUAUUAAGCUGAUAAGCCAAAAUCAAUGCGUGAUCAACAUGUCCAACAACACCCAUAUUAUCAAAUUUACAAACACCAGAGGAGCUGACGAGUGCGAAAUACAAAUUAGUGUAAGCAAGUAAUAAAAAAAUAAAAAUUGUAAAAUUCAAGCAAACGCGUGUUAGAUUCUAGGUCAGACAAAAUAUAAAAUAAUCAAACAACAAUAAAUGUAACAAUUGUAUGAAAAUUGCGCCGCUAAAAUUUCAGUGCGUUUGUUAUGUUUAAUUUUAUUGAAGCGGCAAACGUGCCGUGUAAAACGUCGUCCGAACAUAAAACCUUUCCGAAAAUAUUUUUUUUUUCAAUAUAUUUACUUAUUCUUUACAAAUGACUUAAGUAUUAUGUGAGGAAUGAUUAAGAAAAAUAAAAAGCAACAAGUGAAUUGUUGUUAUACCGGCUACAAGCGUUUGGGAGCAGCAGAACAAAGCAAUGUAGAAAUACAAAAAGCAACAAAAAAGCAAGUUGUUGUUAUACCGGCUCCAACUGUCCGGAAGCAGCAUUACAUUAUAGGCACAAACUGCCCUCAAUAAUAGCAGAAGCAGAGUUCAGAAAAAAAACGGGAAUGAAAACAAAACAAGUAGCAAGCAAAUAAAAGCAUAUAGCAAAUAUAAUAAUGAAAACAGAAACAAAGAUAUGCAACGGAAAGUACAUACAUACAUAUGUAUGCAUCAACAAAACAAGCGGAACGUGCUUUCAUAUCAGUAACUGUGCUUACACAUCCAUUUAGCUGAGUGAUAGACAAUUGUUUACCACAAAACAUAAGUCGGAAAGCUAACUCCGAAAAAACGAAUAUAAUUAUUUUUUUUUAUAGUUCAUACCUUUCGAAUUUGUAAGCAUGCGAUUCGUGGGCCAUUGAGCUGUAAGCAGACGGGCUACGUGCUUGGUUUGGAGGUCAACUAGUGGCGAAAAUAUGGUAUGUUUUGAUAUGCAGAUGAGAUUAUAAGAGCUAAAUAAAAAAAAUUUUAAUUAAACUAACAUAUGUGGAUUGUGAUCAUGUAUACUUCUAUGAUCUAAACAUCGCGCACAUGCACAAAACAUGGAUGCACAUACCAUUAAAAAAGAGCUCUGGCAAUUCAUUCCCACAACAGCUGGUUCUACGUUACCGGAAUUGAACCGGAUUUUAUCCGACCAAGGGCUGUUAUUUCGGCGAUCUAAUCUCGUUUGGAUUGGUAAGUUUUAGUUUAUGAAGUUAAGUUGCUCCGCAUCCUUCUGAUACGAGCUGGCAUUGAGUCUAACCCGGGCCCUGAGGAAUUUUUCUGCUGCGUAUGCGCCAAGAGGCUUCAUUCAAACUCCACCUCUGUUAGGUGCAACACAUGUGAUGGAUGGAGCCACAGGGAGUGGAUCACGAGUUAUGUUUCCCCAUGCUACCAACGCACUAUUGCCUCAACGGUCGUGCAAAUUGCCCAUGUCCACGCACAGCGCCACCACUCCAUACGUCGGAACGUCAUAUCACUCAAGUGCAAUACUUGUACUAGCUGGUGUCACUGUGGUCCAAGAAACCAAGUUAAAAAGCCGCUCAAAUCUUCUGCGUAGUGCAGGUUUCAACAUUAUACGUAAGGAUCGCGAGCGAGAUAAUGAGGGAAGUCUAGCCUUCUUACUGCACAAUACUGUGCCAUAUCGUCUUAUUGACGACGACAUGGUCUGCAGCGAUACUGUCCUUGAAUGUCAGGGAAUUGCCAUCCAACCAGGGGAUGUCGAGCUAGAGAUGUUUAAUAUAUGUAUUCAUCCCCUCUGUUAUAUGUUGCCCAACAGCUUACAACCCGAAUAUAAGUGGUGAAAACUGUUUGGUAAGUGGCGACUUUAACGCGGACCACGAUCUUUGACACUCCUGCCUGUCAAACGAUUGUAGAGAGAUGGAGUUGGUGAAACAGAUAGACGAUUCGACAUUCGGCAUGUAAACCAACAUAAGCGGACAAAAUUGGUAGAGCGUUAGAAGUUUUGUAACAUCUCCACCGGUGUGAGUAAACUUUGGUCCACUGUCAAGGCAUUGUCAAAUCUGAAGAGGCAUGACGACGAGAUUGAAAUCGAAUUCGAUGGCAAUGCCUCCUUGGACCCGAAGAAGUGCGAGAGCUACUUAGCCGGCAAUUUAUAUUGCACCCUUUAACUGAUAAGACCAAACUAUGUGUUACUCGCGGCUGCGCAAAAUGCCAAAAGCCACUUUCUUUUACCGAUGAGAAGGUUCGGAGUAUCAUCAACAAGGCAAAAUCAUCCAAAUCCAUUGGCCCUGAUGGAAUCAACAUGCAGAUGCUAAAGCAUCUAGACUCGAAGGGAGUAAAUUUGUUAACCUAAGGACCUGUCGCUGACAGCACCCCCACAGCACUUAGCGUCAAAUAGUUCAUGACCUAACCCAGAAGCCACCCCGUGAGAAGACGAUCCUAGUAGCGCUAGACUUGUCAAAAGCUCUUGAUCAAGCACACAACGCUAGUUGAGGCUAUCGAACCAUCCACGCUCCCUCCAUGGUUUAAGCGGUCGACAAUCAUUCGUACUGUUUCGAGGUCAAAAAUCUGAACUAAGAAGGGUUACGCAAGUUGGUGUCCUCUCCCCUUUACUAUUUAAUUUCUACAUAGCAAAACUCUCCCAAUCACCAGAGAGAAUUACCAUCACCUCGUACUACCUGACUACGUUGACGACAUUGAACAAUACGCCGACCAGUCUUCGGACACAACAAUCUUCAGACAUGUACUGACCGCCAUUCACAGUGGAGCCAUCAACAACUUUACCGACUCCCUCUCAGUGAAUGGCAACUCAUUGCAGGCGAAGAGCUCGAGUUGCCACGAGAAUCUAGAGUGAUCCUUGCGCAAUUUCAUUCUGGGUACUGUAGCAAGUUAAACUCCUACAUAUACAGAAUCAACCCUAACGUUUCUAAUUUAUGUCCUGCAUUCAACGAUUCGCCGCAUGACUCUAAUCACCACUUUUCAUGCCGUAUGAGGUCAAGUCAUCUUACAUUUUUUUGCCUAUGCUACUGUACCCUUUCUCCCAUUCAAAGAGUAUCUGGUUAACCGUUAAAGUACCAACAAAAGCUCCAGGGAAAGGAAAAAAUUAAAAGAGAUCGUCGGUACUUCCCCCAAGUUGGCUAUUUUAUAUUCAAAUAUUUCAAAUAAAUUAAUGUUUUAUUAAAUGCGUACGUUUUAAGUUAAUUAUUAAUUACAUUUUCUCUUUCUGGCAACACUAACACUAUUGUUAUCACCUGCUAAAACAGCUGUUUAUUUGUUUAUGAAUCAAAAAGUUAUUUUGAAGUAAAUUUUCAUAUUGAAAUAUUUGUAUUUAGAAAUUUUCGUAUAUAACAUUUGUUGUUUUUUUUUUAAAUUGGUAGUUUGCUAAAAAAAUAUGUUUUAAAAAUGGAUUUUUCUCUGGAUGCAAGCACAGAUGAAGAUUUUUUCGGAUCGCUGAAACGGCAAAACACAAAUUUGGAAAACCUUUUUGGACUCGAAGCACAGCACAAAGUUGGUAAAGAAGAGCAAGAAUCGCUCAAGUACCAACCUGUAAAGCAGACAUCAGCUAAUUUGAAUGAGAAAAAAGUCAACUCAAGUCCUAGCACAAUGGUGCAAGCUUGGCAAACUAUUUUAGCAAAGGUAGCGCAAGCUUAUAAAGAAGACGUUAGUAUCGGAAAAGUAGGUGUGGCAUUAUUGAAAAGUGUUGAAAAUGAGUACAGAAUUAUCAUCUACAAGGCCAAGUUGAAUGUUCUUACCACAUGCUCGUUGCGAAAUGAAACGAUACAAAUUCAUCGCCACAAUAAUUAUUUACAGUUCUAUGAUAAUGAUUUAUGCUGCUGGAGUGUUUAUUUUGACGCCAGUGUUAACACCGAAGAAUUUGUAGCGAAAUUGAUUGAACUAAAUAUAAAAAUAGGCGAAGAAGUUAAUAAAGAAAGAAAGGAGUUUAUUUCAGAAAUGGAUACAGAAGUAUCUAAUAAAGAAGAUGUACUCACAAAUAACCAAAUAUUUUUAAAGAGCAUAGAAAAGCCGCCAAUUGCGCCUGCGAAGCCGACAAAGACAACGCUAAUAACACGCAUGGCCAAAAUGGGUCAGCAAUUACCGAAAAUGGAGCUUCCUUCACAUGUGCAAAGCAGUGCCGAAGUCACUGACUCGUCAGAUACGGAGACCAUAAGCACACCAAUAACAACGCCACGUCACAUACAGAAUUCAACACCACGUAGCAGUAACAGAGCGCUGUCUACGGCGCAAGCAUUACCAGUUGGCCAAAUCAAUCCUUAUGUUAUUUCCAAUACGAAUUCCAGUUUCGAAACACAGUUCAUGCAAAUGAUGCUGUCCGAAAAUCGUACGCAAGGCUCGGAGCUGCGUAUGAAUAUUAGCAGGUUGGAGGGUAAAGUUGAAAAGGUACUUGACAAAAUCGAUUUAAUGCAGGCUAGUUCCAGUCACAAACUUAAUAAAGAAGAUGAAAUAUUAACACUGGAGGAAAAAGUGUUGGAACUUAAGAAAGAGAACAGAAACCUACGACAAAUAAUUGAAGGGAAAAACCAAAGUGCGCCAAUUUGUCAACAAAUUUUGCGUACGUACAGUGCCGAAUUGGAGCAAGUAAACCUGGCUAAUGUCGAUAGUCUAGAAGAGCUGGUGGGUGAUCUACUCAAACAACGCGCUACGCUGAACGAACAAUUUGAAGAGCGGGAAAAAGAACUAACAGAGAAAAAUUUGCAAUUGAAAACGCAUCAAAUUCGCUUAAAUGAUGAUCAAGAUAUGUUAGCAAAUACAAUUGCGAGUAAACACCAACUCGAGGAGGAGCUCAAAAUCACGCAACAGCGACUGGUGGAGUGUGAAAAUAGUGAAAGCGAUUUGCGGCAACAACUGACCAAAAGCAAUAAUGAAAUCCUUGCACAACAACAGUUGGUCGAGGAGUGUAAGCAAAGGGAAACAGUUGCCAACAACACGCUGCUUGAAUUGCAAACGCAAAAUGCAGAUUUGCAAAAGAAAUUAGAAGAAAAAGAAAAAUUGGAGUUGGAGAGUCAGCGCCUCAAUAUCGCUUUACGCCAUGACAAUGAACUAAGUGUUGAACAACAAAUCGAAACAGUAUUAAAAAAGACAAUGAACAAUUUAUAUGCGAGCUUAGCGGCAAAACUAGAGACUAUUGUGCCAAUGCAAAAGCAUGCGGUUAUAGCGGUAGUUGGCAAAACUAUACGCGAGGAAACGCUCAGAGCAAUGGACGAGUUGGAAGAAUAGCUUUUGUUAACUUAUAUUUUGUGUGUUCAACAGAUUUGUAAAUUAAUUGUGAAUGGUAUGAAUUAAUAAAGUAUAAACAUAUAUUAUAUGAA